Messenger RNA from Mollisia scopiformis, 1233 nucleotides. Its product is annotated as membrane associated DnaJ chaperone-like protein. NCBI's taxonomy places the organism in Eukaryota, Fungi, Ascomycota, Leotiomycetes, Helotiales, Mollisiaceae. Gene Ontology annotation, cellular component: endoplasmic reticulum. Bases 112 to 1191 code for a protein of 359 amino acids. The transcript has 2 exons. Gene Ontology annotation, molecular function: misfolded protein binding; protein-folding chaperone binding. The record is from RefSeq and is a predicted model, not a curated record.
AAUGACAAGAGGCGAUCAUUCAUUCUUUCAUUUUCUCUUCCUUUCAUACACAAAGUUUGCGCUUACUGGUAGUCGCUGCACAGGUUUCUAGGCGUAUGCGACACGAUCAUCAUGUCUGCUGGUAAUUUGCUUUCUCUUGCUGGCUGGACAUUUCUCCCAAAUCUGGUUACAGGAUGGGUUCAGAGUGUAUACUAUGGCAUUACCAUCCGAGCCGGUGACCCCAAACCUCAACCUGGAUCUCCGCGCUUCCUCCUCCAUCGUCGGCGCAUACACAUCAUAGUCGUAUCUGCCUACCUCCUCUACACAAUAUACGAAGCAGACUGGGACAUCCGACGAGCUUCAGAUUACUACCAAGACCUGGGCAUACCACAUAAUGCCAGUGAUCGGGACAUCAAAUCGCGAUUUCGGCGCUUAGCUGCUAUACACCACCCCGACAAAGUCUCAUCUUCCUCCCCCACUUCCGAAAACUACUUUGUGCAUCUUAAGCUUGCGCAAGAUACCCUUUUAGAUCCUGCCAAGAGGUUCGCCUAUGAACGCUUUGGACCAGACAUCAUAAAUUGGCAACGCUGUUCUGGAGUCCGCGAUUUCGUCCUCCACGGCCUACAAGCUAUCCUCCCCUAUUAUGGCGCAGCGGCAAUAUUCAUGUACGUGCUAGGUCUUCUUGGAUACUUGGAAUGGGGCAAAUACUGGCGAUGGCUCACCCUCAUCGGGCUCUGCGUAUUCGAACUCCACACCAUCUCACGCCCUCACUUCCCUCUCUUCGCAACCAACUUCCUCAACCCGCUCUUAACGACCUUCACACACCAUCCUCCCUACCUACCCUACCAACUCAUCCUCCUAGCGCGCAAAAUGAGCGUCACCCUCUACAUUGCCUUCGCGCAAAUAGGACCCCUCCUCCAACCUCCAACCGCAGUACCAGCAAACGCAAAUCCGGAAUUAGCGUUAAAGCAACAGCUGGAUAAACUAGAAGCCACAGCCAAACAAGCAGACCUCGAAGCCACCCGACUAGUACAAAUGGAACUAUCACCCUUCGGAGGCGAUCCGCAGGCUUUGAAGGAGGUGCAGAAGAGCACAAGCGAGUGGUUGGUGCAUAAUACUAUUAGGAACGAUCCCGAGGUCAAAGACGCGUUUGGAAGGACGUUGAUGCGGAGGAGAGGUGAUGCUCCUGCAGGCGCGAGGGGAAAUAGAUAGAUUGAUUACAUUGUUUUGUACUUUAGAUAAUAAGAAAGAAAC